CGGGCUGGGGCUGGGCCGGGCUGGGAGCGGCUGCGGUGGCGGCUGCGGUGGCGGCAGUGACCCGGAGUCCGGAUCCCGCGGGGAAGCCAGCGCCGAGCUCUGCGCCCCGGGUCCGGGACCGGAGCCGGGGCCGCCCCAGGACUCCGGCGCCGCGGGGACGGAAUGUGGUCCGGCCCGGCUGGAACCCUGAGCAGAUGGGCCGGCUGAGAGCCAGAGACUUCGCCUUUGCCAGGUCCCCUAGUGACAGCCCAGGACCCAGCCUGCUCCUUUAAAUACUAGCGUGAGAACAUGGACUCUGGUGUGUCUUCCUCGGGGCCGCCCGCCAUGGACCUGGAACAGUCAGAGGCCUCCAAUCCUCUCCCUUUUGGUCCUCCACCCCCAGCUGCUACUCCCUCAGAACCUCAUUGCCCUUGGGACCUGGCAGUCCCUGAGGCAGCUCCAACCAGUGACCUUGAAGGCACGGGGCCCGAGGCUGUGGGGAGCCAGAACCAGAUGGACUUGGACGAAGACCCCAGUGGGCAGGAACUUCAGGACCUGGUGGGCCAGUUCCAGGCUUUGCCUUUAGAUUUGCCAGAAGCACCUUCCCAGAAUGGACACCCCUGCCCCCUCCACAUCGCCACUGGUCAUGGUUUGACCACUCCUGAAGCCUCAGAAAAUCAUGGACUUUUGUCAUCUGAAGCCAGGCAUGAAGAUCUGAUCAAUCUGCUGUGUGGUGAGGAGGGAGCCCCUUUGACUCAAACAGCACCCCCAAGCCCUGAAGGUCCCCAAGGCCCUGUCCCUUGCCUUCUCCAGCCCCCGAAGGACUGUGCUGAAAGGACAGAGGAGGGGUCUGUGGAUGGAGAGGGUAGUUCUAGUAGCUCCCCAGAGCCCUGGCUGGGACCUGGUCCACUGGUCCAUUCUGAGGAUCUUUCUGCCGAUGUUGGCGCCACUCAGAAUUCUGAAGCCUUAGCAUCCUAUCCUACUUUCCAAGAAGUGGCAGGACCCUGUGACCCAGAAGAUCUCCUGGAUGGUGUCAUUUUUGGAGCCAAGUAUCUAGGCUCCACCCAGCUCGUUUCAGAGCGAAACCCAUCUCUAAGUGCCCGCAUGGCCCAGGCCCAAGAGGCUGUGGAUCGGAUCAAGGCUCCUGAGGGAGAGACCCAGCCCAUGACCGAGGUUGAUCUCUUCAUCUCCACAAAGAGGAUUAAAGUCUUGACGGCUGACUCCCAGGAAGCUAUGAUGGAUCACUCCCUGCAGACCAUCUCCUACAUCGCUGACAUUGGCAACGUGGUGGUGCUGAUGGCGCGAAGGCGUCUGGCGAGGCAGCCUGGCUCACAGGAACGGCGACUCUACAAGAUGAUCUGCCAUGUCUUCCACUCAGCAGAUGCCCAGCUGAUUGCCCAAGCCAUUGGACAGGCCUUUGGAGUGGCCUAUGGCCAGUUCCUUCGGGCCAGUGGCAUUGAUCCUAGCCAGCUGAGUACCCAAGACCAUGGAAGGCCGAAGGAAGGGGACCUGCACAAUGGAGACCUGGCCCACUUCUCCAAUCAGGAGAACUGCAGGGAUGUAUGUAUUGAGAAACAACGGGGAGAGUGCCUGGGUGUGGCCCUGGUAGAAUCUGGCUGGGGUUCCCUGCUGCCCACAGCCGUCAUCGCCAACCUGCUGCAUGGUGGUCCAGCUGAGCGCUCUGGGCUGCUGAGCAUUGGGGACCGGCUCACUGCAGUCAAUGGCACCAGCCUGGUGGGGCUGCCCUUAGCCUCAUGCCAGGCUAUAGUCCGAGAACUAAAGUCCGAGACUUCAGUAACACUGAGUAUUGUGCACUGUCCACCUGUCACCACGGCCAUCAUCCGCCGACCUCAUGCUCGAGAGCAGCUGGGCUUUUGUGUGGAAAAUGGCAUUAUCUGCAGCUUGAUGCGAGGAGGCAUUGCAGAGCGCGGCGGAGUCCGAGUUGGACACCGGAUCAUCGAGAUCAAUGGGCAGAGCGUGGUGGCCACCCCCCAUGACAGGAUUAUUCAGCUGCUUACCCAGGCCCAUGAUGAGGUCCAUAUUAAGAUGAUGCCAGCCUCCACCUACCGCCUCCUCACCGGCCAGGAGCAACCCGUCUAUCUGUGACCUGGGAGGGGGGCCCAGCCUGGCCCCCCUGAAUGAUUACCCCAACAUCCACACUCUCAAACCUUGCCUCUCCUGGAAAUCUCGUGGCCAAGACUUUCUCCUGGGCUUUGCCCACUGUGCCAAGGCCAUUUCAGUGCCUUAUGCUCCCGAGGGCCACUUUGGGCCUCAGAUCAUCAGGCCGGAGCUACCACAAUCCUAGACUCAGUUUGCCUGCCUACCUUCUCUCCACCCACCAAAGAGAUGUGUCCCUUUCUGGAGGGGAGGGGCUACAGAAACAACUGUCACUCACAUGGGAUUUUUAACCUAUAAUUUUGGCUGGUAAAGAUUAAACUAUGUAGUGGAAAGA
Sarcophilus harrisii (Tasmanian devil) is the source of this 2431-nucleotide messenger RNA. RefSeq names its product amyloid beta precursor protein binding family A member 3 (gene APBA3). Gene Ontology annotation, cellular component: dendritic spine; cytoplasm; plasma membrane. NCBI's taxonomy places the organism in Eukaryota, Metazoa, Chordata, Mammalia, Dasyuromorphia, Dasyuridae. Gene Ontology annotation, biological process: chemical synaptic transmission. The record is from RefSeq and is a predicted model, not a curated record. The coding region runs from base 289 to 2085 and encodes 598 amino acids. Gene Ontology annotation, molecular function: protein binding; amyloid-beta binding. The transcript has 11 exons.